AUGAGUGAUGGUUCAUUGAGGUACGACGCUAUAUUUGAGGGUAUUUUCAAAUCGGAAGUACUACUUGAUUAUGAUAUUAGUAGAAUAACAGAAAACAAAAUAAGAAUUUGCUUAAAAUAUGUUCUUUAUACUCAUUCGUAUACUAAAGCUGAAAAGCAGUAUAUAACUGAUUUUGCAAAUAAUUUUAUCGAUGGGAGAAAUAUCAGAGAUGAUGGUCCUUACCUUAAAUGGAAUUCUAAAAAUUUAAGAUUAGAAAGAAGCGGAGAUCAUCCAAUUGUUCUUAAGGAACUUAGAAAAACAAAUGCAAGAUGGUUAGAUGAGGUUAAAUCACAUUGUGAAAUUAAUAUUAAUUCAGAUUUUGUUAUUGGUUGUUAUGGAUUAACAAAAAAUCCAGAAACUAAUGAAUUUAUGCUUAUUUUAAGUCAAUAUAAGUAUGACCUGAGAGAAUAUAUGGCUGAAAACCAUUCUUCACUUACUUACCACACUAAACAAAAUGAUCUUGUUAUACCAGAUGGUAAUUAG
Messenger RNA from Entrophospora candida, 522 nucleotides. Lineage: Eukaryota; Fungi; Glomeromycota; Glomeromycetes; Entrophosporales; Entrophosporaceae. The record is from the annotation of a GenBank genome assembly.